UCAAUACCAGGCAAUUCGGGAAGGGCUAACUACGGGCUGGAGGCUGCAGCUGCUGGUGGAAUUGAAGCCAGGAGAGCCAGUGCCAGAAGACUGCCCAGCCGGGCUCCGGCUCAACUCAGGGGGACACUAAACUGUCCUGUAAGCCGCUCAUUUGCUCCAGCAGGUUCUGGUUGCCCCAUCACCCGGGCUCUAUGCAAGGAUCACAUCUGGCUGAUGUCUAUUUAGUCUGAACGAGGCAGGCUAUUGAAGUGCGAGCUCUGAAGGGUUAACAUGCUCGGAAGAUUAGAACAACGCACGAUGCGGGAUCGGGUGCAAUUGGCAUUUGCCUGCACAUGACCUGCCAAGCUCCGGGUGACAAGAACCUGGGCUUCUAAUGAGUUUCCCACAGUCUGGGAUCUGAACCUCACUGCUGCGCUGCGUCUCCUGCUGGGGCUGCCCACUUGCACGGAUCACAGCUGCUGCGGGCUGCCCGGAUCCUCCCACUGGAGCCCAGAAACCUCUGAUGGAAGCAUUUUUCAGCAGCAUGGCCCUCCGGCGGCUGGAAGAGGCGCUCUCCAGCAUCCCGCCGCUGCAGAGCGCCCUGCUGCUGCUCCUCUCCCUGCUCGCCGCCAUCCACCUGCGGCAGCUCCUCCUGCGGCAGCGGCGCCUGGAGCCCCCGGGCCCUUUCCCGUGGCCCCUGAUCGGCAACGCGGCUCAGCUGGGCAGCGCCCCGCACCUCACCUUCGCCCGCCUGGCCCGCACCUACGGCGACGUGUUCCAGUUGCGCCUGGGCAGCCGGCCCGUGGUGGUGCUGAACGGCGAGCGCGCCAUCCGCGGGGCGCUCAUCCGCCAGGGGGCCGCCUUCGCCGGCCGGCCGCGCUUCCCCUCCUUCCAGCUGGUGUCCGGGGGCCGCAGCCUGGCCUUCGGCGGCUACUCCGAGCUGUGGAAGCUGCAGCGCCGGCUGGCGCACUCCACCGUGCGGGCCUUCUCCACCGGCAGCCCGGCCCCGCGCCGCCUGCUGGAGCAGCACCUGCUGGGCGAGGCGCGGGCGCUGGUGGCGCUGCUGGUGCGGGGCAGCGCGGGCGGCGCCUUCCUGGACCCCGGGCGCAGCCUGGUGGUGGCCGUGGCCAACGUGAUGAGCGCCCUGUGCUUCGGCCGCCGCUACAGCCACAGCGACGCCGAGUUCCUGCGCCUGGUGGGCCGCAACGAGCAGUUCGGCCGCACGGUGGGGGCCGGCAGCCUGGUGGACGCGCUGCCCUGGCUCCAGCGCUUCCCCAACCCGGUGCGCGCCGCCUACCGCGCCUUCCGCCAGCUCAACCGCGACUUCUACAGCUUCGUGCGGGGCAAGUUCCUGCAGCACCGCCGCAGCCUGCGCCCCGGGGCCGCCCCCCGCGACAUGCUGGACGCCUUCAUCCGCCUCCAGCAGGCGCAGCCCCGGCUGCCGCUAGAGCACGUGCCCGCCACCGUCACCGACAUCUUCGGGGCCAGCCAGGACACCCUCUCCACCGCCCUGCAGUGGCUCAUCAUCUUCCUCAUCCGAUAUCCAAAGGUGCAGGUUAAAAUGCAAGAAGAAGUGGAUAGGAUUGUUGGCAGAGAUCGCUUGCCCUGUGCAGAAGAUCAACCUCAUUUGCCCUAUGUUAUGGCUUUCCUUUAUGAAUCCAUGCGUUUCAGCAGUUUUGUGCCAGUCACUAUUCCACAUGCCACCACAGUCGACACCUCCAUAAUGGGCUACUUCAUUCCCAAAGACACAGUCAUAUUCAUCAAUCAGUGGUCAGUGAAUCAUGACCCAGAAAAAUGGUCCAACCCAGAGGAUUUUGAGCCAACAAGAUUCCUGGAUGAGAAUGGAUUCAUUAACAAAGAUCUUACUAGCAAUGUGAUGAUUUUCUCAUUGGGUAAACGUAGGUGCAUUGGAGAGGAGUUAUCCAAGAUGCAGCUCUUUCUCUUUACCUCCAUACUGGUACACCAGUGCAAUUUUAUUGCUAAUCCAAAUGAGGACUCUAAAAUGGAAUUCACCUAUGGGUUGACCAUUAAACCUAAGCCAUUUACAGUUAAUGUCACUCUUAGGGAGACUAUGGAUUUGCUAGAUAAAGCUGUCCAAAGAUUGCAAGCAGAGAAAACAGCUACUGAAAAUCAUCUAUCAGCAAAUCUGUGAACACUGACAUUUGAAUCAAAUAUAUAAGGAUGCUCCCGCCUCUCUCUUUUUUAGACUUAAAAUAAAGUAAAUAAUAAUAUGCAGCACUGGUGAGCUCUUUGUAAUAUACCAAGUACCACAAAACACUGGGGAGUGGAAUUGCCCAAGCAUUAAGCAGGUCCUCUUUUUUAAUUCGAGAG
This is a messenger RNA of Terrapene triunguis (Three-toed box turtle), 2310 nucleotides long. RefSeq names its product cytochrome P450 1B1. Bases 503 to 2131 code for a protein of 542 amino acids. Gene Ontology annotation, molecular function: steroid 17-alpha-monooxygenase activity; iron ion binding; heme binding. Gene Ontology annotation, biological process: progesterone metabolic process; hormone biosynthetic process. The transcript has 3 exons. The record is from RefSeq and is a predicted model, not a curated record. Lineage: Eukaryota; Metazoa; Chordata; Testudines; Emydidae.